Durio zibethinus is the source of this 1667-nucleotide messenger RNA. Its product is annotated as cysteine-rich receptor-like protein kinase 10. Gene Ontology annotation, molecular function: protein kinase activity; ATP binding. NCBI's taxonomy places the organism in Eukaryota, Viridiplantae, Streptophyta, Magnoliopsida, Malvales, Malvaceae. Gene Ontology annotation, biological process: protein phosphorylation. The record is from RefSeq and is a predicted model, not a curated record.
AUCCUUUUGGAAGUAAACUAGUAAUUGUUUCACAUGCGAGUCAAAACUAAAAUUUCUUGUCAAUUCCUUCCUUGAUUAAAAACCAAGCGAAUUACUCGUACCAAAACAACAACGCGGCACAAGCCAACGUUUCUUCUUUCUUUGUUCUUCUUUAUGCUUACUCCCCUCUGCCGUACAAACCACCCUAGACUUGGACCCUCCAGAUUCCUGCUGUCCCUCACACCCCUUCAUGGGAUUCUUGACUAAACUCUUUGUUUGCAUCGAAAAUCGCCUCAAAUCCGCACGAAGUGGCUCCGCAGGAGCAGACGAAGCCGACGACAGCUUUGACACUCGCGGACUUUUCUUCGAACUUCGUGCUCUCCAAAUUGCUACUAAUUUUUUCUCUGAACUUAAUCGCCUCGGUCAUGGUGGCUUCGGUCCCGUCUACAAGGGUUUGAUGCCAAAUGGUCAAGAAGUAGCUGUCAAGAAGCUUUCACUGAAUUCGAAACAGGGACUUAAACAAUUCACAAACGAGGUGAAACUUUUAUUGAAAACCCAGCACAAGAACUUAGUGAUGCUGUUUGGUUGCUGUUUGGAAGGACCUGAGAAGAUGCUUGUUUAUGAAUAUUUGCCAAAUAAGAGCCUUGAUUACUUUCUCUUUGGUAAGAAUAAGUCUUCAUCCUUGGAUUGGACAACCCGAUUUAAGAUAGUCAUGGGCAUUGCAAGAGGUCUUCUCUACCUUCAUGAGGAGGCCCCUGAAAGGAUUAUCCAUAUAGACAUUAAAGCCAGUAAUAUAUUGUUGGAUCAGCAAUUGAAUCCAAAAAUCUCAGAUUUUGGCUUGGCAAGGCUCUUCCCUGGGGAUGACACUCAUGUAAAUACCUUUAGGAUUUCUGGCACACAUGGUUACAUGGCCCCUGAAUAUGCCUCGCAUGGCUAUUUGUCUGUGAAGACAGAUGUUUUCAGCUAUGGAGUUGUCGUCUUGGAGAUAGUAAGUGGGAGAAAGAACCAUGAUAGCCAUCUUGGUUCAGAGAAAGCAGACCUCCUGAACUGUGCAUGGCUGCUCUUUCAAGGAGGAAAGUCAUUGGAUUUAGUGGAUCCGUCCCUUGAGAAUUACAAUGGUGAUGAGGCAGCAAUGUGCAUUCAGCUAGGUUUGUUAUGUUGUCAACAGAAUGUUGCCAAGAGGCCGGACAUGAACUCUGUUAAUCUGAUGCUUUCAAGUGAUUCAUUUACUCUGCCAAGACCAGGUGAACCUGCAAUUCGAGGCCGUGUAGAACAGUGGACAACAACCUCUGCUUCUGCUUUUACUAAUACUAAUGCUAGGAGCAUGAACACCGGUGUAACAAGGGCUUCCGGCAGCAAUAGUUUUGUUGAAGAUUAUUCUAGAAAUUCUAUAUCAUAUUCUUCUAUUGAUGAGGGUAGAUAAGCUACUCAUAGUUCAGUGCAAAUAUAGCACUGGUAAUCUCAUGUAAAGCAUAUUUUUAUAUGAUUUCAUGUUAAUAUCAUCUUAUUUGUUCUACUUAUAUGAUGUUAAAUUUCUAAGCUGAGCUAGCGCGGAGAAAGAAUGGAAAUUAUGUUUUCUUGUUGGAAUGGGUUUAUAUUGUUGUUGUUGAUUUUUAUUUGUUUAUUUAUUAUUUUGCUGCUGAUUGGAAUGGGUGGAAAUUGUAUGGACUGUUUUCUAGGUGGUUACG